Pelobates fuscus (common spadefoot toad) is the source of this 3474-nucleotide messenger RNA. RefSeq names its product zinc finger CCCH-type containing 7A (gene ZC3H7A). The record is from RefSeq and is a predicted model, not a curated record. Gene Ontology annotation, biological process: miRNA processing. The transcript has 23 exons. The coding region runs from base 55 to 3036 and encodes 993 amino acids. Gene Ontology annotation, molecular function: protein binding; miRNA binding; metal ion binding. NCBI's taxonomy places the organism in Eukaryota, Metazoa, Chordata, Amphibia, Anura, Pelobatidae.
GGCUUGCCAGCUUGGCAAACUAAUAAUAAUUACAAUAAUAAUCAGAGUAAUUCAAUGGAUUCCGGGUCCAUCUGGUGCGCUGCGGUCCUUCAGCCGCUAGAUGGCGCUGUGAGCGGUACCGGCUUCCAGCUCACUCGGAGAGGCAGACUAAGGAAGCGGCGUCUGACCCGCCAGAAUCUGGGCUCCUUUUCAAAAGUUGUUGUGGAGAACAUGUCCUAUGUUCCGAGUGACAGACCAACCAGGCAGGACGACAUAAAGAAAGCAUUACAGUUCAUCCAAUCUUCUUUGCCCUUCUUUGGAUCGGAUUGUGAAUACGAGAUUUUCUUGAAAAAACUUGUCAUAAACCUCUUCAAUGAAGGAAAUGACUUGUUCAGAGAAGGUCGUACAAAUGACUCUGUAAACCAGUACUCUGAAGCACUGAGCAUUGCUGAUUACGCAACUUCAGAGGACAUCUCAAUCCCAAAAAAGACAUUGGAAAGACUGUAUUCAAACCGGGCAGCAUCCUACUUAGACAUGGGUUUUCAUGAAAAUGCAUUAAAAGAUUGUGAAGCUGCCUUAAGCUUGAAUCCUGGCAACCUCAGAGCCCUGUACCGGAAAUCAAAUGUUCUGUACAUGUUGGAGAAAUACAAGGAAGCUUAUGAUGCAAUAGCCAGCUGCUCCCUCACUGCCCCGCAGGAUGAAAGUGUGGUGAAGUUGACCCAAGAACUAGCAGCGAAGUUGAAUCUGAAAAUCAGAAAAGCGUAUGUCAGAGCCCAGCCGGAUCUGCAAAUGUGUGCUAUUGAUGUAACAAGUAAGAUCCCAAAUACCCUAGCAGAACAAAUUGAGCCAGACAUAACUGAACUUGCUUAUGAGGCUCCUUUUUCGUCCUUUCAACCACUGACUGUUGCUUCUGACUCCUUGAGUGAUUUUGUUUCAAAUCCAACCUCUAUUUCACCCAACGUCCACUCUGAUUCAAUGACUUUCCCAUCUGCACUUGCCUCUAAUGGAGCUUCAUCUUCCUUUUCAAUGUCAUAUAUGCGUGAUGGAGAUAUAAUUGGUGAUGAGUUGGAUCACAUCCUUGAUUCUGUGCCAGAUUCUCACAAUCUAAACAUGUCCAGUGGUUUAGUGCCAGCACCACUAUCCAGCUUUUCCAGUGACCUGCCUGAUCUAAUGCCGGGUUUUCACAGGUUUUCAUUAUCCGAUAUAUACUCCCAUUCUCUGACCUCAGCAUUUGACAGCUUUUCCCUUAAUUCCUUGUCUUCAGUGGACUCCCAAGGAGGUCACCUGAAUGGAGCAUUGAAUUCAUGUUUGGUUGAUCCUUCUAGUUUUACAGUCACCUCAUCCUAUUUCUCUCUACCUGAAAGUCCUCCCAGAGCUUCAGAGAACAUGAUGAAAACCUCUAUGCUAGAAGGCUUGGGCAAUGGAAUGUCAUCUGUUACAUACUUUAGCACUCACUCAGUCCACAAUCCACUAGAGGAUACACAUGAGUUCAGACAAGCUUGUCAGUUGUGCUUGUCCAAUGCAGGCUUAAAAUUUCAAUGUGUCAAUGUUAAUUUAAACUUGGAUCAUAAAUGCAAAAAGGACAUUUUUAUUGGAAGAAUAAGAAACUCUAUGGACAGUUCAUGGAAAAGAAUAAGACCAAGACCAACAAAGAAUCAAUACGUGGGACCCUUCUAUAUAUGUAAAGAUGUUGCUCAAGGAGGUGAGUGCACAUACCCAGGACACUGCACAUUUGCCUACUCGCAAGAAGAAAUUGAUGUGUGGACGCUUGAGAGAAAGGGGACGUUUUGCAGAGAAACACUUUUUGGAGGAGAUGGCAAAGUCCGCCUUACAAUCCCAUACUUAUUGCAGGAAUACCCUGGAAAUUUUAUGUUUCUCUGUGAGAAAUGUUUUGAGCACAAACCCAGAAUUAUUAGCAAAGAAAACAAAGAUUCACCACAGUAUUGUUCUCAUCCUGCUUUCAGACAUGAUUUCAAUGAUAACAAGUGCCUUGUUCACAUCUUCAAGGAUACUGCUGUAAAAUAUUUCAAGAUCCGUCCAUAUAAUAGUAAUUUGUUGUUCGACUUGUGUCGUCAUGAAGUUCGCUAUGGAUGUAUGAGAGAAGAUGAGUGUUUUUAUGCGCACAGUUUAGUGGAACUCCGGGUCUGGGUGAUGCAAAAAGAAACUGGUAUAUCCCUUAAUGCUAUUGUGCAGGAAUCUACAAAAUACUCUGGUGUUCCAUCUAGUGUCAGUAGACAACAGCUGCUCAAUACUCCAAAUCCUGGGUAUCCAAUUGCCAAAAUAAAGUUUGUUUGUGGACAAUGCUGGAGAAAUGGUCAAGUGAUGGAGGCAGAUAAAAACAGAAAAUAUUGUAGUGCAAAAGCAAGGCACCCGUGGACCAAAGAUCGUCAAGUAGUCUUGGUUAUGUCCAAUGAACGUAAAAAGUGGAUGACUAUUAGACCCUUUCCAACUAAGAAACCUGUUCCACUACAAUUUGAGUUGUGCAAUCAUAUAGUGACUGGUAAAAAAUGUCAGUUUGUGGGAAAUUGCUCCUUUGCCCACUGCCCAGAGGAGAAGGACAUCUGGACUUAUAUGAAAGAACAUGGCAUUCAGGACAUGGAACAGUUGUAUGAAAACCUGACCAAGAGCAAGAGGUCUGGAAAAGAGGUCACUACCCAGACGACAAAGCAAAUUGUUCUUCCCACUGAUUAUGCAGAAACUACAGUUGAUUUUCAUUGCUGGCUCUGUGGCAAGAAUUGCAAUAGUGAACGCCAGUGGAAGAUGCAUAUUUCUUCAGAAAGGCAUAAGGAGAAAGUAUUUCACUCAGAGGAUGAUCAAAGCAUCUGGCAGCACCGCUUCCCUACAGGAUGUUUUAGCAUAUGUGAAAAGUUCUUAUCUGGUACAUGUUCUGAUGGAGACAAAUGCAAAUAUGCCCAUGGAAAUGCAGAACUUUUGGAAUGGAAUGAAAGAAGGAAAGUUCUACGCCAGAAACUAUUCAAAGUUCGCAAAGAUCAGCUGAUUAAUCCAGAUGAUAAUGACUUUGGAAAAUAUAGUUUUUUGAUUAAUGAUUUAAAUUAAGCUCAAGGAUAAGAUUGAAUCGAACCAAUGAGCUCCCAACAAUGUCAGAACAGUAAUCUUUGAUGAAAAGCAUUAUGUAAGGCAGUAUAAAGUGUAUGAGUUUGUAACUUGCUGUAAGAAGAGCAAGAACAAGGAAGUGCAACUCUUCGGUGUGUUACUGGUCUGGUUACCAGCAAAGAGAACCGAGCAAUAUUUUAAUGUGCCAUCUCAAAUGGGUAUUUUAGAGGUAAAGUCAGUUUUAUUGUGUUGAAUUAACAAAACGGCUGUAUUUCAAAGAUUUAAACCGCGUUUCCUUGAAUGAAAGCACUUUUGUUUUAAAAGAUUAUCCCCAAUCAGGCAGUUGACAAAAUCAAAACCCAGAAAGACCAUUUAUAUAGCGGUAUUGGUAGCACAGAUUUCUAAAGCUUUUUUUUGUUUUUUGCAUAUAUCGCAAAUUGU